Gamsiella multidivaricata is the source of this 725-nucleotide messenger RNA. RefSeq lists its product as uncharacterized. The coding region runs from base 1 to 537 and encodes 178 amino acids. The transcript is spliced from 4 exons. The record is from RefSeq and is a predicted model, not a curated record. Lineage: Eukaryota; Fungi; Mortierellomycota; Mortierellomycetes; Mortierellales; Mortierellaceae.
AUGUUGGGAGGGUUUGCGCGCGACAAGAUGCGCAGAGAGAUGGACUGGUCAUUCGCCUACGACUUCAACCCUUCUGACCACCAGGCUAUCCUGCAAAAGCACUGCUCAAGCAACGACAGAAUGAUCCGUCGCAGUCAACAGGAGUUCGUUGUGGUUAUGGUUGGUCAUUCAUAUUUUUGCACCUGCCUCUUGCUGCAAAACACGGGGAUUGUGGACAGCAGGUGCAAGUAUAGGAUCAGCCUCGUUCUCAAGCGCUGGUUCAAGGAGCAGUGGCAGGAUCUCGAAGAUUUCGAGAUAAAAGUUGGUUCAGAGCUCUUAGUCGCCUACCCGCAUCACAGCGCCUCCAUCAGGACCGAGGAUCACCCCACCAGGACUGAGGAUCACCUCGCCAGCACUCGUACGAGGAUUGUGCACACCUUGUUCUCUACAGAAUCCUCGGCAUCACAGCCAAGGAAGGAAGAGCGACUGAGGAAGAAGCGGUACGCAGAUGUUGCAGGGAUACGAUGCAAACGCUCAACAACCUCUCAAUCUCGCUGAAACGGAGACAGGGGCUCAUGGAGCUACAGGACGCGUCUGACAACGAAGCAGGUCUUGGUGUCACCAAAGACCCACUUGUAGUGAAGCCGAAGGGGCGUCCAAGAGCCAAACGCAUCAAGAGCAGCAGCGAGAUGUCGCGACCAUCCAAAGAAUUCCGUCCUGAAACAGACUUUGAAAAAUAAACGAGU